GCGUGACGUCACCAACAUGGCGGCGCCCAGUGCCACGUCAAGGAGCGGAGAGCGGAGUGUGUCAUAGCAGCAGCUGUAGCAUAUAAAGAUAGACAACCAGGAAAAGGAGAAUCUGAAGAGAGACAUGAGUUCUCAGGAAUCAGCCCCCAAUCCCACUGUUCAGGGAGAGGAUCCUCUUGAAGGGCUACUUCUUGAGCACAAGAGCAAAUUUAAGACAUGCAGCCAGAUUGGAUUUUACAGGAGGCAGAAACUUCUUCACCCAGACCAGUCGCCAUAUUUGGCUCAGUUGGACACCCUCAAAAACGAGAAUGGCAUUGUCACACUUAACAUUAUUCACCAGGAAACAAAGGUUCCCUUACAACUGCAAGUCAUUGCAGUGGAAGGCAACAUCGUUCGACUUAAAAUCAAUGAGCUUUCACCUCUAAAGCCUAGAUAUGAAGUGCCUGAUGUAUUGGUAAAGGAGCCAACUACUGAAAGGUUCAAUAUCUUGCUGCAAGAGACAGAAACUGUGGUUCUCGAGCAUACAAAUGGCACAAGCAAGGUCCAUAUCCAUUCCCAGCCAUUUUCUAUUAUGGUGACACAAGAAGACAAGGAACUUUUUGGAAUAAACUCUCAGGGCUUUUUGUAUUUUGAACAUCUACGACUACCACCAGAAAAAAGCUCAUCUACAAGACCCUUCAAUUGCUGUUCCAAAUGUCUCUUUUCCUUCAGAACGUUAUCGAGGAUGAGAGAACCAGCAGAGACAGACACAAAGGUGCAGCCGGAUAAGUCAGAGCAGGAUGUAUUUGGACUCUGGAAAGAAGAGUUUGGAAAUUUUGUAGACAUUAAAGCCCACGGUCCGUCUUCUGUGGGGCUGGAUUUUACUUUGUACGGAUUUGAAAAUGUUUACGGACUGCCGGAACAUGCAGAUAUCCACUGCCUCAAAGACACAAGAGAAAAUGAGGCAUACCGGCUCUACAAUUUGGAUGUGUUUGGAUACCGUGUCUAUGAUAAAAUGGGCACAUAUGGAUCUGUACCUUUACUGUUGGCACACAAACCAUCAAACACUUGUGGCAUUUUCUGGCUCAAUGCAUCAGAGACAUUAGUAGAAAUCCAUUCCAAAGCUGCCUUACAGUCGCAUUCGCAAUCGAAUUCUCCAGAUAUACAGAAGCAAAAGGCAGUACCCAAAAUGGACAUCAGAUGGAUGUCUGAGAGCGGGAUAGUGGAUGUGUUCCUUUUACUGGGACCUAUGCCUCAAAAUGUUUUUAACCAGUAUGCACAGCUAACAGGUACCCAGAUACUUCCUCCACUCUUCUCACUGGGUUAUCAUCAGUGUCGCUGGAAUUAUGAAGAUGAGGCAGAUGUUGAAGCUGUGGAUUCAGGGUUUGAUGAGCACAAUAUUCCCUAUGAUGUUAUGUGGUUGGAUAUUGAGCACACCGAUGGAAAGAGGUAUUUUACCUGGGACCCUGACAAAUUUCCUGAUCCUGUAAAGAUGCAAAAGAAAUUGCAGGAGAAAAGACGCAAGCUGGUUGUGAUCUCUGACCCUCACAUUAAAGUUGAUCCAAACUACACCCUGUAUGCGGAGGCCAAAAAAAGAGGCUACUUUGUGAAAGACCGAAAAAAACAGAAUUUUGAAGGCUCCUGCUGGCCAGGUGUCUCCAGCUACAUAGACUUUACAAAUCCUGCUGCACGAGAGUGGUACUCGUCGCAGUUUUCACUUGAUAAAUACAAAAAUGCUACAGAUAUCUUAUUUGUGUGGAAUGACAUGAAUGAGCCCUCUGUGUUUUAUGCUCCUGAGAUGACCAUGCCAAAAGAUGCUGUACACCACCAGGGAUGGGAACACAGAGAUCUUCAUAAUCUCUAUGGAUUCUACCAGCAAAUGUCCACUUCAGAGGGCCUAAUUCAGCGGUCUGGAGGGAAGGAAAGACCAUUUGUGCUGACAAGAUCUUUCUUUGCUGGAUCACAGCGUUAUGGUGCAGUAUGGACAGGAGAUAACAAAGCGGAGUGGGAGUAUUUAAAAAUCUCUGUCCCAAUGUUACUAAGUCUCAGUGUGACAGGAAUAGCCUUCUGUGGAGCUGAUGUUGGAGGUUUUGUUGGAGACCCAGAUCCUGAACUAUUCGUCCGUUGGUACCAGGCUGGCUCAUUCCAGCCUUUCUUUCGUGGCCAUGCUAUGCAGGGUACCAAGCGCAGAGAGCCUUGGCUGUUUGGUGAAGAAAAUACUCUCUUAAUCAGGAAAGCGAUAAAGGAACGCUAUACCCUCCUUCCAUAUUGGUACCUGCUGUUUUAUAAGGCAUACCGUACAGCUGAGCUUGUAAUGAGGCCUUUGUGGGUUGAAUUUUCUAAAUACGAAGAUGCCUUUACAUGGGAAAGUCAGUACAUGCUAGGUAAUGCUCUACUGGUUGCCCCAGUGUUAGACUCUGGUGUCAAGUCCAUUGAUGUUCUCUUUCCUGGCACAGAGGAGUACUGGUAUGACUUCAGGAAAUACACGCUUGUUAAAGGGCCUCACAGACAGAAAGUGGCAGUUACUUUGGAAGAGAUUCCAGUAUUUCAGAGGGGUGGCUCCAUUAUCCCUAUGCGCACAACAGUUGGAAAAUCCACAGCUUGGAUGGCGAGUUCUCCAUAUGAGUUACACGUCGCGCUGGAUCGCAAGGGAUUAGCUGUGGGAGAACUGUAUGUUGAUGAUGGAUACUCCUUACAGUAUCUGCAUGAACACAUGUACAGUCAUAGAAGAUUUACAUUUUCAGAAAAUGUUCUGCGCUCAAGUUCUGCAGACAAAAAAGGUUGUUACAUCGUUGAUUGCAUCCUGGAAAAAGUUUAUAUAAUAGGUUUGAAGAAAUCACCUUCUAAAGUCACUGCACAUUGCUCUGGAGGAAAGAAAAUGGUGGAAUUCACGUACAACAAUCAGCUCUGUCUUCUGAGCCUGGAGAACUUAUCCCUGCAAGUCUGUGCUGACUGGGAGAUCCACAUAGUCUGAUGCUGCUGCUAAUUCUCCUGCUAACACUGGUCUUAUCCUGUGAGAAGUCACAUUUUAUGUGUGUUUUAUGGACGAUGCUCUGUUUUUUAAUAAGGUGCAAACAGAAGUCCUACAGUACAUAACUUGCUAUUCACCUUUGACAAUUAAUAAUAUAAUAUAAUAUAAUUUUUUAACUCUA
Rana temporaria (common frog) is the source of this 3131-nucleotide messenger RNA. RefSeq names its product glucosidase alpha, neutral C (gene GANC). Gene Ontology annotation, molecular function: carbohydrate binding; alpha-1,4-glucosidase activity. Gene Ontology annotation, biological process: carbohydrate metabolic process; N-glycan processing. The coding region runs from base 125 to 2953 and encodes 942 amino acids. The record is from RefSeq and is a predicted model, not a curated record. The transcript has 26 exons. Lineage: Eukaryota; Metazoa; Chordata; Amphibia; Anura; Ranidae.